Molecule: messenger RNA, 1014 nt
Organism: Cladophialophora yegresii CBS 114405
Lineage: Eukaryota; Fungi; Ascomycota; Eurotiomycetes; Chaetothyriales; Herpotrichiellaceae
Exons: 5
Coding region: 1-1014 (337 amino acids)
Source: RefSeq, a predicted model, not a curated record
AUGUCAAUGACAUCCGAGCUUACCAGUGCCCUGUUCCAUCACCAACGCGAGGCCCUCACGGUGGUGGGCGGGUUCCAGGCCGUUUUCAAGCGUGCGGAAGCCACAUCGUGCCCUUGGGACGAGCAGCGCGUAGACAAAUCCCACCGCCACGAGGAGCACGGGCGUUUCAGAUGCCCACCAUGGCUCAGGCCUGCGCAACUGCGCGUCGAGGCCCCAAAACGCUUCCAGCUGCGCAUUUGCGUCCACGCCCUGGAACCGACCUCAAGCAGGCGCAUCUGGGUUGGCGACUUGACUCGAGCGACUACCUCAACUCGGGCAGUAGCGCAGCUCGUCGGCGUCGAUACCGCGGCAAAUAUGCUGCAAGUGGUGAAGAUGGAUAGAAACGACCAUGCCGGCGUCAGGGCAGAUCAACACCCCGACCCCUCUUCAAACAUCAAUGCUACCUACAGGAUCAGAUGGCGUCUUCUCAUCUGUCAGACUGAGGCCUUCUACCUUCACGAGGUGCCCCUCCUCUCCACUGAUCGCGGCCCCGCUGUCGUAGAGACACUUCUCCAUCAGUCUCUACGCUCGGAGUCCUGGCUGGCGAAGGCCGUCCCAUUCAUGAUACCCGCCGCCUACACGGCUGUACUGGCCCCAGUCCCUGUCGAACUUCUUUCCGACCUCCCCUGCCUAGUGGACGUCGAGACUCAACAAUACUCACACGUUUUGACCACGGCGCUGCGACAACCAAGCCAAUUCCCGGCAACAGCUCAGUUCCUAACUUCCUAUGCCCGCUUUGCCAUUACACCCGAGCCUCGCAAUAACGCCAUCUCACGCGACGCCAUCUUGAUCAAGUUGCAGCUCAGCAAGCUCACGCUGGCAGCCUUCUUGGCUAUCACCCUUACCGUAUCUGUCGUGGCUGGUGUCGUCGCCGGAGUCGCACGCCAUAGUGUCGACUUGGGCUUAGGGGUUUUCGGUGCCCUCGUCAGUCUGGUUGGGAUAGUAGAGGGCUUUGCAACAUGGAGAUUGAUGUGA